AUGGACUCCGCAGAGUAUGUGCUCUGUGGUUGGAAGGGUCAGCUGUGGCCUGCAAGAGUGUUGUCCAGACCUAAGACCUCUGCCCAUAGUAAAAGGAGAGGGGCCCCUUUCCUGGAGGUGCAAAUCCUGCCUGUGGGUGAGAAGAUAAGAGUGAGGAGCACCAAGGUAAGGCCCCUAACCAAGUCUGAAAUUAUGACCAUCGCCUCCACGGCAGGGAAGGAGUCACAGGGCAGUAGCUUUCCAGGGCAGACCAGGGCAUACAGGAGAGCCCUCAAGGUGGCACUGGAUAUCCUGGGGGAGGAAGCCUCUUUGUUUCAAGGAGGAAGGGCAGAUGACCAAAGAACCAGCACAAUGGCUCUUCUAAAGGUUCCGAAAAAGCAGGUUAGCUCCAGCCCACGCCAGUGCCUGCGCCUCCAAGGGCACAACCAGAAAGACCAAGGGCUCUCCCAGAGGGGUCCUGUGAAGCAAGACUGCCACCCAGGUCCUGUGUUGCCGGUGGGCUCACAGAAAGUGCCCUUAGUGUAAGGGGGAAAAGCCCAGGCACACACUGCUUUUGGGCCCCCACACUUUGAGAUGCAAGGGAAUGUGCUAAGAGGCAUCAAAGAGGGGUCAAGAUACUCAGCAACUGCAGGAAAUGCUGGUCAUAAUUUAGGGAUGAGAAAACUGAGCACAUCUAAGCUCAGGCCUUUGAGUGUCCCAACCUCCCGGGAGGGUGCCCAGGCUAAGAAUGAGCAGCAGGCUGCCUCUAGGCCACCAAGGCGCCUCUCAACCUUGCCCAAAGCCCUCAAGCAACAAACAGGGUGUGCUGGCCUAGAGAUCUGGGCUACUGGAGUCCAAGGGAAGACCACCCUCCCAAAGAACAAGGAAGACCCCUGCUUGGGAACCCUGAGGCCAGCUGCAAACAGGGCAACAACAGUUUGCAUGCCUCCAAUCCCAAGGCUGCGAAGAUCCCUCCGCUUUGCUAGCAGGAAAAGGAAGAUCCACGUGACAUGUCCACAGUGCAGGUUCCCAGGAGUGCAACCUCAGGUGCACUCAAAGGUGACUAACACCAGGUUCAAGAGGUGGGGGACUGGGAUUCAGGAAGGAGGCCAAGCCACCUAGGUGGUUUCUGCCCAGCUGCCAAAUACUAUUGAACAAGGAAUGCUGGUCUGGUUCAAAUUUCAGGACCUUCCUUUCUGGCCAGCAGUGGUCAAGAGUGUCAGCCAAAAAGACAAGAUGGCGAGUGUGCUGUUGAUUGAAGGCAACAUGCAGUUUGAGCACAGGGGUGUCCGUGUCCCUCUCCACAAGUUGAAGCAUCUGGACUGUGGGGAGAAAAUAUCACUCAUGAAGAGAGCCAGCAGAAUGUACAGACAGGGCAUCAGCUGGUGCUUCUCCAUGAUCAACCACUACAGAGAGGGACUGGCCUGUGGCUCCUUCCUGGGCUCCUUCAUGGACUACUACACUGCCCAAGCCAGUUAUCCAUUAAGGAGAGCCAUCCAGAAGGGGGACCUACACAUUGAUUUCCCCAAGGUGAGCUAUGCUGAUCUGGAAGACUGGGAGGAGGAGACAGCCCUGGGUGGGAAGAGGCCCCACAAGAAACUCCUACCUGACCGAAUGAGGGCUGCUUGGGACAGAGCCAACCAGAAGCUCGUGGACUUCAUAGUGAAGAGAAAGGGGGCCGACCAACACCUGUGGGACAUUGUGAAGGGCAGAAAACAGUCCAGGUGGCUGGACAACCUUUGGAAGUCAAAGAAGGAAGUCUUCUGCAUUGAGACCUACCUGGAGGAUGAGGACCAGUUGCAUCUUGUGGCCAGGCAUUUGCAAGAAAUAUCCAAGGAAGCAGAUGAGGCCCUGCUCUCGCUAACAAGAGGAGACAAAGUGCAGUUUACCAUGGAGGUGCUUUUCCCAGAAGCAAUCAUCUGUUCCAUCGCUGCCCUGGAUGAGCUCAGCUACAAGGAGGCAGAAGAGAAGUACCUACGUGGCCCACCCGUGCACUACAGUGAGAAAGAGCUCUUUGACAAGACCAUCUUAAAGUCUGCCUGUUAGAGGUCAGCAGCCAGGAUUCAGGCUUCCAGGGACCCUCCUGCGCCCACUCCUUAG
This is a messenger RNA of Psammomys obesus (fat sand rat), 2079 nucleotides long. Its product is annotated as PWWP domain-containing DNA repair factor 4-like. The record is from RefSeq and is a predicted model, not a curated record. The transcript has a single exon. Lineage: Eukaryota; Metazoa; Chordata; Mammalia; Rodentia; Muridae.